Frankliniella occidentalis (western flower thrips) is the source of this 1279-nucleotide messenger RNA. RefSeq names its product pancreatic lipase-related protein 2-like. Gene Ontology annotation, molecular function: lipase activity. The transcript is spliced from 7 exons. NCBI's taxonomy places the organism in Eukaryota, Metazoa, Arthropoda, Insecta, Thysanoptera, Thripidae. The record is from RefSeq and is a predicted model, not a curated record. The coding region runs from base 92 to 1216 and encodes 374 amino acids.
AGCAGACGCUCUGUUGUGACGGCUGCUGGCAGCAGACGGCGGCCCACCCGGAUCGCGCUCCCGCUCAGCCUCGCGACGACAUGAAGAGGACAUGGACCGCCACGGUGCCCGUCUCGGUCUCGCUGCCGUGCUCCUGGCGCUCGUGACCCUUCUGCCGGUUCGAGGCGGUGCGCAGCAGCAGCUGCAGCAGCAGGGCCGCGGCUUCGUGCAGCUCCUGGCGGGCCAGUGGCGGUGCAUGCUGGACGACCUGGUCUCCGGCCGCGGCCUCGCCAGGAUGUUCCCCGCGACCAACGCGUCCGCGCCGCCCUGCUACCCGGACGUCACCGUGCACCUGUACACCGCAGGGAAUUCCAGGGGCUCCAGGUCGCCGCCGCGGCGCAAGGUCCUGGACCCUCGGCGGGCGGGCUGGCUGCGCUGGAGCGGCUGGGACCCCGGGCGCAGGACCGUGCUCCUGGUGCACGGCUUCAACGGCGGCGUCGACAAGGCCCCCACCACCACCCUGCGCGACGCGUUCCUGGAGGCUGGCGGCUACAACGUGCUCGCGCUGGACUGGUCGCCGCUCGCCCGCUACCCGUGCUACGCCGAGGCGGUGCGUCACUCCCGGACGGCGGCGCGCUGUGGUGCCCAGGUGCUCGCGGCGCUGCAGGCCGUGCUGGACGACGGCGUCCCCCCGGGCGGCGGCCUCCUGCCCGCGGCAGACCUGCGCCUCGCCACCUGCGUGGGGCACUCGCUGGGGGCGCACGUCUGCGGUAUGCUGAGCCGCCUGCUGCCGCAGCGGGUCCGCAAGCUGGUCGCUCUGGACCCGGCGCGGCCGCAGGUGGAGCGCCUGCUGGGCCGGGACACCCUGGCCGUCAGCGACGCCCGCGUCGUGCAGACCUUCCACACCAACAUGGGCUUCUACGGCGAGUACCCGGGCCCCGCCGUCGACGGCCACGCCAGCUUCUGCUUCAACGGCGGCCGCCUGCAGCCGAGCUGCGACCAGGGAGGUCGAUUCAGUCGCAUGCGGUGCAGCCACUUCCUCAGCGUGUGCUACUACGCGCAGCUGGUGCGGCGCCCCGGCGCCUGGACGGCGGCCGCGCCCUGCGACGGCUCUUGCAACCGCGAGCGCGGCCGCCCGCCCUUCCCGUUCGUGCUGACCGAGGCCUCCACGGACAGAUGGAGGGGCACCUACUGCCUCGAUCUCAGCUUGGACAGCCCAUGCAGGACAGACAUUUAACACGCCAUCGACAAAACCAAAUGAAAACAUUUUAUUUGUAAUAAAGAAUCUUUCCUCGUGAAA